Molecule: messenger RNA, 7819 nt
Organism: Nymphaea colorata (pocket water lily)
Lineage: Eukaryota; Viridiplantae; Streptophyta; Magnoliopsida; Nymphaeales; Nymphaeaceae
Product: disease resistance protein RGA2-like
Exons: 4
Coding region: 331-4257 (1308 amino acids)
Biological process (GO): defense response to fungus
Molecular function (GO): ADP binding; protein binding
Source: RefSeq, a predicted model, not a curated record
GAACAAUUAUGGCUAGGAGAAGCGUUCUCGAGAAGCUUUCAAAAUAAAAACACGGGGCCAAAUUAAUUGAUGUUGUAUCUUUGUCCCCUUCUGUGAAUUGGUCUAGAUCAGGCCAACUGCCUUGAGAUGGGAUAUGGUAAUUAACAGCCUCAAAUCCGACCAAAACCAAGGCAUUCAGGUCCCAGCUAUUCAACUUCUGCAAGAAGUUUCGUUUAAUUGGACAGGCAAUCUCUAUAAAUUCAAAGUAGGUGGUACUUAUUUGUUUGCCAGCAGACUGCUCCAGUCUCAUGCAAGCCAUCUCUAUUUACUUAAACCAAACUGCUAGAUCUCAUGCAUCACCAGUUCAUCUCUCCCUCUCUCUCUCUGUGCACAAAAAUGGCAGAGAUUGUUGCAGCCCUUUUGCCCAUAGUGGCCGAACUCGUAGUUGGAGAAGCUCAAAGACUUGCUUCAGGGGUUGCUUCUGUGAAGAGCGAGCUAAGAAAUCUGGAGAGUCAACUGAAGGCCAUUCAACCAAUCCUUGAAGAUGCUCAUAACAAGCAAUUCACGUCCAGAAGCAUUAAGGCCUGGAUUGCGAGGGUUAGUCACACCAUUUAUGAUGCUGAAGACAUCAUUGAUCUCUAUACAGCCAAAACCCGAGACUUAGAUGCACAAACUAGACAGGGGAAGGUACGCAAACAAUUGUCUUCUCUUUCUUUUAUGUGUCGAAACAUCUUAUUUAUGCGCAAGACCGCUAGUGAGAUAAAAGAGGUGACUGAGAGGCUGAACUCACUUUACAAAGAGAAGGAUAACUAUGGCCUUGUACCCCUCACAACUGGGUUAGCACCUCCACUAGAUCAAACAAAAUUAUUAUGUAGCAACCGCUUAACAACUUCUAAUAUCACCGAGCAAAAUAUUUUUGGAAGAGAAAAGGACGAGGAAUUGGUUGUUGAGUGGUUGAAGAAAAGGCCCGAUAAUAAAGCAAAAGAGGCUAAUCAUGUCGUGGCAAUCGUUGGUAUGGGGGGACUCGGAAAAACGACUCUUGCCAAGUGGGUCUACAAAAAUUCGAGCAUAAGAGCGCAUUUUGAGAAGUUCAUAUGGAUCUGUGCAUCAGAAAGGCCCCGCCUACAGCAACUAUUCGAACAAAUACUAGAACAAUUAAAAAAUAAGAGAGAGAAAAACAUAACAGGGUUGGAGGCUUUAAACCUCGAGAUAAUGAAGCAUUUGAAGGGGAAGAAGUUUCUGCUUGUUAUAGAUGAUGCAUGGGACUAUGAUUGGUGGACUGAGUUGAAUGGCCUUUUGCAACAAGGUGCUCUAGGAAGCAGGGUUCUCAUCACAACUAGAAAAGAAGAAGUUAAGGUGAAGAUCGAUGAUGUAUAUGUGCAUCCAAUGAAGUGCUUAUCAGAUGACGAAAGUUGGUGCCUAUUUGUGAAUAAAGUUUUAAGGAGAGAUGAGACAGAAGAGGAACUUGACAGAGUGAAAGAUGUUGGAAGGCAUGUAGUAAAGAAUUGCAAAGGGUUGCCCCUUGCAUUAAGUGUUGUGGGCAGCCUGUUGAAACAAAAGGAGAGGAAGAUAUCUGAUUGGGAAAAGGUUAAAAACAGCCCAUUCUGGAAAUGGGAUGGCAUUGUCGACAAUGAUGAGAACAAAGAAAUCCUUUCUACCAUUGCUUUAAGCUACAUGAACCUCCCCUUUUCUUUGAAACGAUGUCUGACAUAUUGCUCCAUGUACCCAAAAGACUAUCCGAUGUAUAAGGAGGAUCUAGCUUGGCUAUGGGUCGCUGAGGGAUUCAUUACAGAGAAAGAAGCACUGCCGGAAGAAACGGAAAUUUGUACUGCUCAUACAUAUCUUGACAUGCUAGUUGGCUGUUCACUUGUUCAAUUUAACAGGGACUUGAAGCUCUACAAGUUACAUGACAUUGUUCAUGAUUUUGCCUCCUCCAUGAGACUAAAUGAGAACGCAAACCCCUCGAACCUCUCGCUGACUGCAAGAACUUCACCGAGUCAAGCACGUUCCUUGUGCAUAACAAACUCACAUGAGUCUCUUGUAGAUGGCACACAAAUCAAUCAACACACAAAGCUUCGAACAUUGGUGUUAAGAGGGGAUUUAUGCCGGACAUAUCCUCUAGCUAGCAUCCUUUUGAACUUAAAGUGGCUAAGAGUGCUAGACCUAAGUGACAACUUCCACUUACAAGUACUUCCAGAGACUUUGGGAGAUCUAGUUUUGCUGAAGUACUUAAAUCUUAGAUUCACAGGAAUAACAACUCUACCAGAAUCAAUUUCAAGACUAAGAAGCCUUGAGAUGCUUAACCUUAGUGGUACUCGUAUCGAAAUGCUCCCCAAAGGUACUUCAAAGCUGAGGGCUCUGCGACAUCUUCCCUUGGGAGACGAAUAUUCUUUCCCCAUUUGUAUGCCUGAAAAUAUUGGUAAGUUGACAGUCUUACAAACAUUGAAUAACUUUGUGGUGGGCAGUGAUACAAGCAAGAGUAAUGGAUGUAGCAUCAAAGAGUUGAAUCACAUGAACAAUUUAGAAGGAUUGUUGUGUAUUCAUCACAUAGAAAGGGUGCAUAACAGAGUAGAGGCAAAAGAUGCAGGACUACACAAGAAAGCAAAACUACAUGAGUUAAGGUUACAUUGUGGGCCAACAUCCCUUCAUCAGUCGAACAGUAGUUUUACAGAAAGAAUCGAGGGCAUAUUUGAAGAGCUUCAUCCUCCCAAAGGUCUCAAGACACUGGAAGUGUCUUACUAUGCUGGUACAUGGUUUCCUUCUUGGAUAAGUUCUUUAAGUUGUCUACAGAGAGUUUCUAUAAAGAACUGCAACUUUUUGAAAGAAUUACCCAUGUUAACAUGCCUACCCAAAUUGGAAACACUAGUCAUUUCCAACAUGAAAAGCUUAGAGGUGUGGCCCCAAGCAGAACCAAUGCCCCAGCUCAACAGUUUAGAGGUUUAUGACUGCCCAAAGUUGAGAGUCUUACCUGCUGGAUUCCCCAAGCUAGAAUCGCUACAGAUUCACAGGAUGGGAAGCCUAGAGGAGUGGACCCAAAUAGAAACAAUGCCUUUCCUCCGAAGCGUAGAGAUUGUCUACUGUCCAAAGUUGAGGUCAUUACUUGGUGGUCUGCGACUCACCCAACUUCACGAACUGAAACUAAAGGACCUUCCUGAGCUUGAUUCAAUGUCAUUGACAUCGUUGGAUAUCAUUAGGGAGUUAGAACUGCAUCAAUUGCCUAAAUUUGACGUGCAAGAGCACGGGUUUCUUCACAUGUUGAAGACAGUGACAGCACUAAAAGGCUUAGACCUGAAUGGGUUUCCGGGAUUGGCUAUGGAGUCCCAAAUGGCUGAGGAAGCACUUGAGAAUAUGAUGCAUCUGGAGAGAUUGUUUCUGACGGAUUGCCCAAACCUAGCUGCACCGGUAGCAGAUCUUCUGCAACACCAUCACCUCCCUCGGCUCCAGCAUGUGCAGAUUUGCUCUAGAAACAGUUCUGAUCGUAUAAUAUAUCCAUCACUUGUAUCGUUGCAGUUAGAGAUUGAGUCAAAGGAUGGACUCAGCGGAUUCAGAAACCUGGGAAGUAGGGUAGAUAGACUGAUAAUCAGGUUGAACGAUGAAGUGGAUUCUGUGCCAAAAUGGAUCCAACGUCUUCAAAACCUCUAUGCGUUGGAAAUUCAUGAAAGCCCCAAGCUGACCCACUUGCCGGAAUGGCUGGGUGAGUUCUCUCAGCUUCAAAGAUUAGAACUCGUUCGCCUGCCGGAGUUGAGGAGUCUGCCGGAUGGGAUGCGAUCUCUCACGCAACUUCAAAGCCUGUCGAUCGCUAGAGUCAGUGGGCUUACCCAUUUGCCGGAAUGGCUAGGUGAGUUGUCUCAGCUACGGAGCCUGAAACUCGAAGACCUGCCAUUGUUGAGGAGUCUACCGGACAAGAUGCAACCUCUACUCUAUCUUCGAUCCUUGAGAAUCAAUAAAUGCAUCGGUUUGAGACACUUGCCUGAAUGGCUCGGUCGGCUAACCAAUCUGGCGGAUUUGGAACUCCGUUUCCUCCCUGGGUUGAGGAGCCUACCAGAAGGGUUGGGUCGCCUCUGCAGCCUUAGGUUGGUGAGACUGGAAGUCAUGGCGGAGCUGACGAGCUUGCCGAAUGGGAUGAGGGACCUGCCUCAACUUCAACUGCAGAUAGAGGACUGCACUGAACUGCUUCAACGCAAUUCUGAUGUCAUUGAGCGUCGUAUUGCGGUCGCAGCCUGGCAAGGACAUCCCAACUGUGGGAAGAGAAACAAGAAACCCAAAGUAAACCAUUAAGGAUGGGAUUAAAGCUCAUAAUGGCGGAGGUCAGCCGGCGGAGAGGCGGGGCACACAGUGAGAUUAAGGCAUGGUUGUGUGCAUAAGAAGUGAGAUACAACCAGCAAAGGAAAGCAGCUUCUCAGUGUGGGCACUGUGUGGGCAAUUGCUUAUCUUGAGUCGUAAAACAUGUUUAUUUUCAUGCUGAUACUUCAAGGUAAUUUUUAUCAUUUAUAUACUGGUGUUUUUUAAAAAAUUUAAAAUUUUAUAAGGUAGUCCUCCUUAUCUAGGAUUUUUUCCCUUGGCUGCCCAAGACAAGAAUCACUCCUAUGCUAUCCUGAAUGUUCGGCUAAGCAUUUGUUCCACUAAAAUAUGUGUGUAUUAUGUGUUUUGCUUAUCUUCUUUUAUAAUUUGUCCAAAUAAUCACUGUAUUAUUUUGUAGUCCGUAGUCACAAAUAACAUCUCGGAGUUUUAAAUCAUAAGAUAUUUCUCGAGUAUAAUACUGUGGGAAGAGAAACAAGAAACCCAAAGUAAACCAUUAAGGAUGGGAUUAAAGCUCAUAAUGGCGGAGGUCAGCCGGCGGAGAGGCGGGGCACACAGUGAGAUUAAGGCAUGGUUGUGUGCAUAAGAAGUGAGAUACAACCAGCAAAGGAAAGCAGCUUCUCAGUGUGGGCACUGUGUGGGCAAUUGCUUAUCUUGAGUCGUAAAACAUGUUUAUUUUCAUGCUGAUACUUCAAGGUAAUUUUUAUCAUUUAUAUACUGGUGUUUUUUAAAAAAUUUAAAAUUUUAUAAGGUAGUCCUCCUUAUCUAGGAUUUUUUCCCUUGGCUGCCCAAGACAAGAAUCACUCCUAUGCUAUCCUGAAUGUUCGGCUAAGCAUUUGUUCCACUAAAAUAUGUGUGUAUUAUGUGUUUUGCUUAUCUUCUUUUAUAAUUUGUCCAAAUAAUCACUGUAUUAUUUUGUAGUCCGUAGUCACAAAUAACAUCUCGGAGUUUUAAAUCAUAAGAUAUUUCUCGAGUAUAAUACUGUGGGAAGAGAAACAAGAAACCCAAAGUAAACCAUUAAGGAUGGGAUUAAAGCUCAUAAUGGCGGAGGUCAGCCGGCGGAGAGGCGGGGCACACAGUGAGAUUAAGGCAUGGUUGUGUGCAUAAGAAGUGAGAUACAACCAGCAAAGGAAAGCAGCUUCUCAGUGUGGGCACUGUGUGGGCAAUUGCUUAUCUUGAGUCGUAAAACAUGUUUAUUUUCAUGCUGAUACUUCAAGGUAAUUUUUAUCAUUUAUAUACUGGUGUUUUUUAAAAAAUUUAAAAUUUUAUAAGGUAGUCCUCCUUAUCUAGGAUUUUUUCCCUUGGCUGCCCAAGACAAGAAUCACUCCUAUGCUAUCCUGAAUGUUCGGCUAAGCAUUUGUUCCACUAAAAUAUGUGUGUAUUAUGUGUUUUGCUUAUCUUCUUUUAUAAUUUGUCCAAAUAAUCACUGUAUUAUUUUGUAGUCCGUAGUCACAAAUAACAUCUCGGAGUUUUAAAUCAUAAGAUAUUUCUCGAGUAUAAUACUGUGGGAAGAGAAACAAGAAACCCAAAGUAAACCAUUAAGGAUGGGAUUAAAGCUCAUAAUGGCGGAGGUCAGCCGGCGGAGAGGCGGGGCACACAGUGAGAUUAAGGCAUGGUUGUGUGCAUAAGAAGUGAGAUACAACCAGCAAAGGAAAGCAGCUUCUCAGUGUGGGCACUGUGUGGGCAAUUGCUUAUCUUGAGUCGUAAAACAUGUUUAUUUUCAUGCUGAUACUUCAAGGUAAUUUUUAUCAUUUAUAUACUGGUGUUUUUUAAAAAAUUUAAAAUUUUAUAAGGUAGUCCUCCUUAUCUAGGAUUUUUUCCCUUGGCUGCCCAAGACAAGAAUCACUCCUAUGCUAUCCUGAAUGUUCGGCUAAGCAUUUGUUCCACUAAAAUAUGUGUGUAUUAUGUGUUUUGCUUAUCUUCUUUUAUAAUUUGUCCAAAUAAUCACUGUAUUAUUUUGUAGUCCGUAGUCACAAAUAACAUCUCGGAGUUUUAAAUCAUAAGAUAUUUCUCGAGUAUAAUACUGUGGGAAGAGAAACAAGAAACCCAAAGUAAACCAUUAAGGAUGGGAUUAAAGCUCAUAAUGGCGGAGGUCAGCCGGCGGAGAGGCGGGGCACACAGUGAGAUUAAGGCAUGGUUGUGUGCAUAAGAAGUGAGAUACAACCAGCAAAGGAAAGCAGCUUCUCAGUGUGGGCACUGUGUGGGCAAUUGCUUAUCUUGAGUCGUAAAACAUGUUUAUUUUCAUGCUGAUACUUCAAGGUAAUUUUUAUCAUUUAUAUACUGGUGUUUUUUAAAAAAUUUAAAAUUUUAUAAGGUAGUCCUCCUUAUCUAGGAUUUUUUCCCUUGGCUGCCCAAGACAAGAAUCACUCCUAUGCUAUCCUGAAUGUUCGGCUAAGCAUUUGUUCCACUAAAAUAUGUGUGUAUUAUGUGUUUUGCUUAUCUUCUUUUAUAAUUUGUCCAAAUAAUCACUGUAUUAUUUUGUAGUCCGUAGUCACAAAUAACAUCUCGGAGUUUUAAAUCAUAAGAUAUUUCUCGAGUAUAAUACUGUGGGAAGAGAAACAAGAAACCCAAAGUAAACCAUUAAGGAUGGGAUUAAAGCUCAUAAUGGCGGAGGUCAGCCGGCGGAGAGGCGGGGCACACAGUGAGAUUAAGGCAUGGUUGUGUGCAUAAGAAGUGAGAUACAACCAGCAAAGGAAAGCAGCUUCUCAGUGUGGGCACUGUGUGGGCAAUUGCUUAUCUUGAGUCGUAAAACAUGUUUAUUUUCAUGCUGAUACUUCAAGAUGGAAGGGACGCAGCAAAUGAGUGGAGCGGCACGUAUCAGGAACAUUAGAGAGCGAGGAACCAUGGCAGAGGACUACGCGGAAUAUGCUAGGCCCUCAGUGAGACGGCGCGUCGAGUUACCUUUCUUUUACCUCGGUCCCGCAGUUUGUGAGCCUAAGAAGAUGGAGGACCCCUAUGUCCGCGACCAUCGAUGGAGGGGAUUGGGAAGCUUUCUUGAGCGUUGCUUCUUGUGCAGGAAGCGUCUCGAUCCCGCUGAUGACAUCUUCAUGUACAGGGAUCUACGUGCAUUUUGCUCUCCAGAAUGUAGACAAGUUGUGAUUGACAAAGAGGAGGCUUCCGAAGAAAUGUUGAUGGCUAGAUCUGCAGCUAAGGCAACUAGCUCAGUGAAUCAUCACAUUAGAAAUGACAAUUCAAACAUGAAAGAAUGGUCAAAUAAAUUUGCUAGAGGUUCGGGGAGAGCAGCUGCUUAGAAUUGUCAAAAAAUCGUGUACAGCAUUAGAUAUCAUCAGGUGUUUUCAUGUGCUAUUCCAGAACAAUACAUGGAUAGCCGCUGAGUCUUGCAUCUGCUUAGGCUGUUUCGUCUGUAAAUAACUAUCUUCACUUUGUCAGGGCAUCCUUGACCCUCUCAGGAUAGGUUGAUUCGUUCAUGCUACUUUUGAUGUUAUAACUAUUGUUUACAGAUAUUCAUUAUUUUUUUCUUUGAAUUAGCCUUGUACAUUCUGGUUAAAAAGAUAUAUAAAGUGCAAAGUUUAAUCCUGGA